AUGGAUGACCCUUCGAGCCGCCAACCCAAAAAUCCGCCAGGCGACGAGCCACAGCGUGCGCCAACCGCGACCGCCCCCGCCAUGCUGUCGGGCCUGCAAUCGUCCAUACCCAUACCGCUGCCUCGAGCUGGUCACGAGCUUCCCUUUGUGCAGCCAUCCUCGUAUCUCAGACCUAAAUUUCGGAGUCGUACAACACCCGUGCCCACGACGCCAAUGACUCCCAUUGAUGAAGAGCAGUUGCAAGGCCUGAAAGGUCUGCGCAACUUUCUUCGAGUAAGAACUAGUUACGAUGUGCUUCCGCUGUCUUUCCGACUCAUCGUGCUCGACAAUGACCUCUUAAUCCGGAAGAGCUUGGACAUAUUGAUUCAGAAUGGAAUCGUGUCCGCGCCUCUCUGGGAUUCGCAUCAGUCCAGGUUCGCCGGUCUUUUAACGGCUACCGAUUAUAUAAAUUUGAUCCAGUAUUACUGCCAAUUCCCGGAGCAUAUUGACGAUGUUGACAAGUUUAGGCUCAGCAGUCUUCGCGAUAUUGAAAGGGCUAUCGGCGUCCUCCCGUUAGAAACUGUGUCCGUCCACCCGUCGAAGCCGCUCUACGAAGCAUGUAGCCGCAUGCUGAAGAGUCGCGCUCGCCGAAUUCCGCUCGUCGACGUCGACCACGAAACCGAGAGGGAGACGGUAGUAAGCGUCAUCACGCAGUAUCGCAUCCUCAAAUUCAUUGCUGUCAAUACGGAGCAGCAUACCAUGCUCUUGAAGCAGACGGUGCGGGAGAUCGGGUUGGGAACGUACAAGAACCUUGCCACGGCCAAGAUGACCGAUUCGGUUCUCUCGGUGAUUAAUCUCAUGGUGGUACACAAUAUUUCCGCCGUACCCAUCAUUGACAAAAACAAUGUCGUGCUCAACGUAUUCGAAGCCGUCGAUGUUAUACCAUGUAUCAAAGGAGGGGUCUACGACGAACUGAAGUCGACGGUAGGAGAGGCACUGUCAAGGAGGCCGGAUGAUUUCCAAGGCAUCUAUACCUGUCAGGAGGAUGAUAGGCUCGAUUCGAUAUUUGUCACUCUACGUCAAUCUCGGGUCCACAGGCUGGUAGUGAUUGAUGAUAAUUGGCAUUUGAAGGGCAUUAUUUCCCUUUCGGACAUCCUCAAGUACGUCUUAUUCACUGGCGUUACUAGCGAGGAAGGUGAUUACUUCCCCCCUCCGUGA
Messenger RNA from Annulohypoxylon truncatum, 1197 nucleotides. Its product is annotated as CBS-domain-containing protein. The record is from RefSeq and is a predicted model, not a curated record. NCBI's taxonomy places the organism in Eukaryota, Fungi, Ascomycota, Sordariomycetes, Xylariales, Hypoxylaceae. Bases 1 to 1197 code for a protein of 398 amino acids. The transcript has 4 exons.